Molecule: messenger RNA, 1919 nt
Organism: Paramecium pentaurelia
Lineage: Eukaryota; Ciliophora; Oligohymenophorea; Peniculida; Parameciidae
Source: the annotation of a GenBank genome assembly
AUGCCUCCCAAAAGUAGAAAAUCAGAUCUAAUUUCAAAUCAACUUAAAGUAAAAUUUGAUUACUAAUAUUCAAAGGAAGAGGGAAAUACUGAAUUACUUAAUAGAGAAUAUUAUAAAGCUAUUAUCUUAUAUACGAAAGCUCUUUGUAAACUUAUUAUAAAAAUGAUUUUUUAGAAUUUGAAGAGAAUCCUAUUUGUUAUAAUAAUCGUGCUCAAGCUUAUUUUUAUACAGAUGAACUAGAAUUGGCCUUGGAAGAUUGUAAUAAAGCAUUACAAUUAAAUCCAAAUUAUAUUAAAGCUAUUACUAAUAAGGCUUAAGUACUAUAUGAAAUGGGUUAUCUUCAAGUAUAACUCUAAACUUAUUUUUAGUAAGCAAUUGAAUGUUUGUAGAGUAUAAAUAAUCACACUCCAGAAAGUCAAAUAUUACUCAAUUAAUAUUAAUCAUAAUCUCUAAAAGUAAAACUGAUAUCACAUCAAGAAUAUAUUAGAUUAAGGAGAAUUAGAACGUUAGAAGACACUAUUAGAAUGGUUAAAAUAAGGAAAAGCCCUAUUUCCAAAAAUAAAAAUCGAAUGUUAUACAGACACUUAUCGUGGUGUUAAUGCUAAAUAAACUAUAAAUGCUAAAGAGCUGAUUCUCUUCAUUCCAAAAUCUCAUAUGAUAACCUUAGAAAUGACAAAAGAAAUUCCUGUAGCUAAAAAAAUGAUAUAAUUCAGACUAGAUUUACUUUCACCAAAACAUUCAUUUCUCUCUACCUUUUUACUUUAAGAGAAAUAUAGACCCAAUUCUUUUUGGAAACCAUAUCUAGAUAUAUUACCAUAAUCCUAUCCAUCAUUUCCCAUAUUCUAUAAUAAUAAUGAUUUAGAAUGGUUAAAAGGUUCACCAUUUUUAAGUAUUUAUUAAAUAAAAUAAUUUAGAGUAGAUUAAAGAUAAGCUUACUGAUCUAAAAAAAGAUUAUAAUGAUAUCUGUGCUGUUGCACCUGAAUUUAAAUAAUAUUUAUUUCAUGAAUUUUGUUGGGCAAGGAUGACAGCUAGUAGCAGAAUUUUUGGUAUAAACAUUAAAGGUGUUAAGACAGAUGCAUUUGUACCAUUAGCAGAUAUGCUUAAUCAUAAAAGACCAAAAUUAACAUCUUGGUGUUAUUCAGAUGAAAAAUAAGGAUUUAUUAUAGAAACAGAUGAAAAAAUUGAAAGAGGAUAAAUGAUAUUUGAUAGUUAUGGAAGAAAAUGCAACUCAAGAUUUUUAUUAAAUUAUGGUUUUGUAGUUGAUGAUAAUGAUGCAAAUGAAGUUAUUGUUACUGUCAUUGCAGAUUUAAAUGAUCCUCUCUUAUAAUUAAAAGAAGAAUCAAUUGAGGAAUAAUUAUAAUGGCCUAAAACAUUUAGAUUAAUGAUGGAUACAGAUGGUACUUAUAUAAAUAUAUCUAGAACCAACAAUUAUGGAAUUCAUGAGUUAUAUCAGAUUUUUAGUGAUUAGAGAUGAAACUUAACUUUAAUUACUAUUUAAUUAAAGAGAAUCCAAAUACUUUAAACCUACUAAAACAUAACCUUUGAGUUUAUAAAAUGAAUUUGAUAUGUGGGAAAUGAUAAGACGAAUAAGUAACAAUGCUUUAUAACAAUAUGCAACUACAUUUGAAGUGAGUCUAUUUAUAAAUUACUUAGCAAGAUAAAGAAAUACUUUAAAUUUGUGAAUUAACUAUAAAUGAAAGAAAUUGUUUGAUUCUUAGGAUGGGAGAAAAAGAAAUAUUGAAAUUUUAUUAAUAAUUAAGUGAAAAUAUGAAAUAGCUUUUAAGUAAUUUUAAUUAAUUAGUAUUUUAUUAAUCAAAAUAAAAUAGGAAAUUAAUAUAUUCUGUUAAAAAGAAGAAAACUGUAAAUACUUAAACUAUAUAAAUAAACUUAUUAUAUUUUUAAAUUAAGAUGAUCAAUGA